Messenger RNA from Marchantia polymorpha subsp. ruderalis, 1698 nucleotides. The record is from the annotation of a GenBank genome assembly. Lineage: Eukaryota; Viridiplantae; Streptophyta; Marchantiopsida; Marchantiales; Marchantiaceae.
AGGGCGCCCGCUGUUUGGAUAGACAGGGAGGGCACUGGGAAGCUGAUGAUGAUUUGACAAUCAUCGGAAGUCCAGUCCAGUACACCUUUUCGCAGAGUCGACGUCCAAAUUGGACCGCGAGGAGGUUGCUCAGCAUCAGCUUCUGGCAGCUUUGAUAGGCCUGCGAUGUAGACCUCAAGAGACUGCGAUUUCCUCGCGAAGUUCAGGACUCAUAGGAGCAAUGGAUGGCGAGAAGAGGGAAUUCAGCAGGAGAUGCUGAUCUAGGUGCUGACGCCGUGGACCCAGAGGCUGCUGCCGAGUGAUUUUGGCAAAAGCGAGGGCGGCGAAUUCUGAAGAAGAUGUCCACGAUAAUUUCCAAGUCCAUGGUUGCCCCUGUGUCGCUUCUGGAGCCAUCUCCAACGCAAAGUUUCAUGUGCAAGUCCCUCAGAUCCCACCUCGUUACUUGCUCUCUAAACCCUGCCUCCUCCUCCUCCUCUUCCUCCUGCUUUUCUGCACCGUGCACUGCGCUGUUCAGUCCCAGUCUUUGCGGUCGAGCGCUCAGGUGCUCAACUCGGACGAGGUUUGCAACGUCAGGGAGCAUUCGUAGACGAGAGUCCUCGUUCGGUGUUAGGUGUCAGCAAAGCGAAGAUGUGUCUAUGAUGAACGCAGGUGGAUCGAGCCCGGAGCCACCGAUCGGUGCACCUUCCAGUAUGGCAGGAAAAUCUCUACUGGCAAAGCUGGGGCAGAGCAUCAACGUGGCAGGAAUCGCUUUCUCUUCCAAGGUGAUUCUGAAGGAGCGUCACCUCGCUAUUCCCCAUGUGAGCGUGCCGGACAUCUCGUGGAUCGACUGGAAGGCCCUGCGGGCCAAGGGGUUCGAGGCAGUUUUGUUCGACAAGGACAACACACUCACGGCUCCUUACGGGCAGAAUGUGUGGCCUUCACUCUUGGAGUCGCUGGAAGAGUGCAGGACGGCGUUCGAUGGGCGUCUUGCUCUGCUGAGUAACUCUGCAGGUUUGUACCAGUUCGAUCCAGACGGCGCUGAGGCGAAGGCUUUGGAAGACAAGCUCGGUAUCUCGGUUAUCCGCCACGGAUCGAAGAAACCUUCUGGUGAUGCACAAGCUGUGGCAGAUCACUUUGGUUGUGACCCUUCUUUGGUUGUUAUGGUUGGAGAUCGAUACUUCACAGACAUCGUGUAUGGAAAUAGUAAUGGGCUGCUUACGAUUCGACCCGCUCCGUUGACUUCAAUCGGGGAACCAUUUGUUGUCAGAAGGGUAAGGGCUCUAGAAGAUACACUGGUUGAGUGGUGGCGCACCCAAGGUACACUGCCUACUAAACACAGGCUCUUUGACCAUCCUGUGGACUUCAUCAAGGACCCUGGAUUUUGGUGACAGGAACUUUGAUACGGCGAGUGUACGAUGGUAAGCUCAGUGGUGGGGUGAAGUAAGGAUUGACAGCCGUUGCAAUUCGAGCAUGAGGGCAAAUUAGUAUAAACAUAGGAGCUACUUACAGAUUCUUGCGGGGGAACAGUUUUCUAAUUUCAGCUGUUGUCAGUCCCUAGAGUAGUGCGCUUAGGGGUGAAUGACAGUUACUGGUACGUGACAUGCACUUGAGACGAAAUGGCAUCUCGUAGUGUUGGAGCGACCAUCUAUGGAUGGUCAUAAGAUGUUGUAAACAGAUAUCAUGAUGACAGUUUUGAGCAGGGUUUAACCUUCAGAAGCC